This is a messenger RNA of Adineta ricciae, 1620 nucleotides long. The record is from the annotation of a GenBank genome assembly. Lineage: Eukaryota; Metazoa; Rotifera; Eurotatoria; Adinetida; Adinetidae.
AUGGAAUAUUCGUGUACCAGACUUAGUGAUUUACCGGAUGAAAUUCUUAUGAUGAUCUGUCGAAAUCUGAACAAUUUCGAUGUACAUUAUUCUUUCGAAGGUAUCAAUCUACGAUUCGAUAGAAUUGUUCAUGAUUCACUUUUUACAAGUCGUCUGAGCUUUGUUACAUGGAUGCCAUAUGAUUUCAUUGGCCUAUUAAAUUGCGAUGUGAUACUUAAUCGAUACUGUUUACAAAUCUUACCUGAUAUCCAUGAUAAAGUUAAACGGUUGGAUCUUGAAACGUCAUCCAUGAGACAAGUUUUACGUGCUGCAGAUUAUUCAAUUUUAAACAGUCUUGCGCUCUACAAUAUUACUGAAAAGUCAAUUCAUUAUCUUUCUGUCAAUGAAACACUUUCUUAUCUCAAGAAUCAAAUAACAACACUAACUCUUUCAAUUGAUGGUUAUGAUGGAGACUGUGGAAGGUUGGAGUCAAUUGCGAACAUAUUUAAUUCUAUCUUCGUAGUGUUUCCACGUUUGACUACCUUAACACUACAUGAAUCAUCGUAUUCAAAUCGUGCACGAUUAGAUUUUGCUGAUUUACUACUUCCUGACUUUCGUUCUACAACUCUUCGACAAUUGACUCUCAAUGUUCAAUGUUUUGAUGACUGUCUUCGUGUUCUGGAUGGUCGUUUUAGUCGUCUGCAUACGCUUUGUGUCGAUUUAACCAACCUUCAUUCGUCACAUGAAAUUCAAAGUCGAAUUAGUUGUGAUGAUUUGCCGAAUCUAAAACGUUUCUCUAUCUCCUGCAAUCUUGUUACGUGCGAUUAUGAUAUUCGAAUUUUGCCGCUUUUGCGUAGAAUGUUUAAUCUGGAGGAACUCUCUUUAUGUCUUACGGUCUGGCAAGGCAGCACAUAUAUUGAUGGAAACAAGUUGAAGAAAGAUAUUAUUGAUCAUAUGUCACAAUUAAAUCGAUUUUCAUUUUCUAUUGAUUCAUUUAUUAUUACUCCCAAACAGAUCGAUCUUCCGUCAGCGGAAGAUAUUCAACGUACGUUUGUUGACUUUUCAAAUACUAAAGUUAUUUCUUGUGUCGAUUAUUUUCCGGAAGCAAACCAAGCUCGAUGUCUUUGUUAUUCUUAUCCACCUUUGACGCAAUAUUGUGGUGUUAUUACGAACAAUUUUCUUGGUGGAUUAUUCAUUAAUGUCCGUCUUGUGUCAUUGUUUGACGAACGCCCAUUUGAACAUGAAUUUUUUAACGAAAUUCGAAAAUCAUUUCCACACAUGGAAAGAUUAGCUGUUAAAAAUGAUAAAGCACAGCAUUUUAGACAGUUUCAUGGACCAAUUGAUGGUAGUGAAAAUUUAUCUGUUAUCGAUUAUCCUUUUCUUAAUCAAUUGAUAAUCGUUGAUGUUCAUGAUGAUUAUAUAGAACAAUUUCUACUUCAUUCAAGAGCUUGUUUUCAAGGUACGACUCUUUUUGUCAAGUAUACGUCUUUAGAACGAGUGACGCGUCAUUUCACAAGAGAUGAAACACGAAUUAAUUGUGCUAAAAUAAAUAAAUUGGUUUUAUAUGGUGAUACAAAACGAUCAAGUUGUUUACAGGAAUAUUUUCCUCAUGCACAAAUCUGUUAUCGACGAAUAUUUUGA